Molecule: messenger RNA, 1734 nt
Organism: Hibiscus syriacus
Lineage: Eukaryota; Viridiplantae; Streptophyta; Magnoliopsida; Malvales; Malvaceae
Product: wall-associated receptor kinase 1-like
Exons: 4
Biological process (GO): cell surface receptor signaling pathway; protein phosphorylation
Cellular component (GO): plasma membrane
Molecular function (GO): polysaccharide binding; ATP binding; protein serine/threonine kinase activity
Source: RefSeq, a predicted model, not a curated record
AUGGUUUCAUCUCAUCGUCCUUUGCUCAGGCUUCCAUGGAUUAUUUUGGCAUUGUUUUUAUCAUUGGCAACAGGAGACCCGAAGCCCGGCUGCCAACGGAGCUGUGGGAAUUUCUCAAUCGAUUACCCUUUCGGUAUCAGUGAAGGAUGUUUUAUGCACGACUUCGAAAUAACUUGCAACGCUUCCUACAAUUCACCGAAGCCAUUCUUACGCUUGGGGGCUGAUCUGCAUGAGGUAGUCGAUAUAUCCGUAGCUUGUAACCAGGUUCGUGUAAGGAACAGCAUGUUCUGUGGCACAGGGUACGGAACUCCAGUUUCGAGUGAUGUGAAUAUCACUACUGGCUGCUUCUCAGUGUGCAACGACAAGUAUCAGGAUGUUACCAGUGGGCCCUGCUCGGGGCUCGGAUGCUAUCAAGACUCCAUUCCUGAGGGUACUACUACGAUUCACGUAGAUAUUAUUGAGAACCUUCUCAACGAUUCCAAGAUAAAUGAUCUAUACAAUGUCUCCACGGCUAAUGAUAAUUGUGCCAAUGAGAAUAGUGAAGCAGUUGGAACAAGUUGCAAAGGAAUGAACAUCGACUGUGUCAGAUAUGAAUCAGGUAGUACAAGUCGAGGUUAUCGUUGCAGAUGCAAACAUGGUUACACAGGGAACCCUUAUCUCAGCUCAGGAUGCCCAGGUUCCGGAGAACCCCCAAAAAUCUUUACUAUACAAGAGUUAGCAGAGGCCAUUGAUAAUUACGCAGAGAGUCGAGUGGUUGGUCGAGGAGGCAGUGGAACAGUUUACAAAGGAACUCUAUGCAACGGUCGGGUCAUCCCCGUAAAGAAGUCGAGAAUGGUCAACAGGAACCGUAUCAAUGAGUUCAUCAAUGAGGUUGUUGUGUUCACUAAAAUCAAUCAUCACAAUGUCGUUAAGCUCUUGGGAUAUUGUUUGGAAACCGAGGUUCCGCUACUGGUUUAUGAAUAUGCUCCUAAUGAGAGCCUUCACUACCAUAUUCAUAAUCUCACCAGGAGAAGGUUGAUCUCGUGGGAAGAUCGAUUACGGAUAGCCACCGAAACUGCAAGUGCUCUUGCUUAUCUCCACUCUGCAUUCGAGGUUCCCAUCAUUCACCGUGAUAUCAAAUCUUCCAACAUAUUAUAGGACGACAACUACACCGCGAAAGUCGCAGAUUUUGGAGCUUCAAGGUCGAUUCCUGCUGACCAGUCUCAAAUAACGACCCUGGUUAAAGGAACCCUCAGGUACUUGGAUCCAGAAUACUUCCAAACAAGCCGACUGACAGAGAAGAGUGAUGUCUACAGCUUUGGGGUGGUGCUAGUGGAACUACUGACAGGGCAGUUGCCGGUGUCAUCUCAAAGACCUGAAGCCCAAAUAAUUUAUCUUCUUACUUCAUUCAAGCAAUGCAACAGGGUCGUCUUGUCGAAUCCUGGAGCCAGACUUGCAAAUGAGGGGAACAUAGAACAACUUGAAGCCAUUGCAGAUCUUGGAAUGAGAUGUCUUUGGUUGAAGGGCGAAGAACAGCCUACAAUGAAAGAAGUGGUGUUAGAGCUCGCCGGGUCAAGACAGAUUUACAAAUAUCCUUGGCAUCAAGUUAACCGUGAGGAGACUCACUUUUUGUUCGAUAAACAGGAUUUACACAGCUCUGAGAGUUCAUCAGCUUUGAAUCUUUAUAGCGACAUGUCACUUAGGCAGUAUAGCGUUACCAGUUUAGGGACAUUUUCAAUGGAUUUGCCUCGAUAA